GACUGUCAGGCUGGGGAAACGUCCCCAGGGCCAAUCCACAGCCCUAAAGGAGGAGGUGGGUCCGCAGAGACAGGACCUGACCUGACUGCCUGGGACAGGAAGCCACCCUUAGAUCACAGCCCUUCCUCCAACCCUGCCAUAGUGUAAUUUGACACUCAGUCAUUUGUUCCGCCCUCCUGGUGUCCAGCCAAUUCGCAAUACCCCAAAGCCAGGAAAAGGAAACUUCAGAGAAACCGAAACUACUGGGGAAAGAGAAGACCCACUGAGCACCAUCCAGCUGUCCAGACCACAGCUCGCUCCAUCCCGGCACCAUGAACCACACUUUCCAGACCUCUGUCAGUGGCGUCCACACUGGUGUCCCCCCAACCUAUGAGAUGAUCAAGGAGGAGCAUGAGGUGUCCGUGCUGGGGGCACCCCGGAGCUCAGCUCCCGUGACGACCACCGUGAUCAACAUCCGCAGUGACACCUCCGUGCCCGACCACAUCGUCUGGUCCCUGUUCAAUAGCAUCUUCAUGAACUGGUGCUGCCUGGGCUUCGUGGCUUUUGCCUACUCCGUGAAGUCUAGGGACCGGAAGAUGGUGGGCGACGUGACUGGGGCCCAGAGCUAUGCGUCCACCGCCAAGUGCCUGAACAUCUGGGCCCUGGUCUUGGGCCUCUUUCUGAGCACCGGAUUCAUCGUGGGGGUUGUCUGCCUGAUAAUUUUCAUGUGACAAUAAAGGGCCUGCAGGAGGGCAGAGGCUACUUCUACCUGCCCAUUGCCCCGGCCCUGUCCCCACCAUAGCCUGCUGGCCCAGCAUCCUGGGGCUUUGGCCCUGCCUGCCUGCCCAUACCCUUUUAUACAGCAGUUUGUGCAGACACACCUGUCUACACCUGGAUUCAAUAAAGUGCAGUUGCCUGUGA
This is a messenger RNA of Equus quagga, 900 nucleotides long. RefSeq names its product interferon-induced transmembrane protein 3-like. The record is from RefSeq and is a predicted model, not a curated record. Gene Ontology annotation, biological process: negative regulation of viral genome replication; response to type II interferon; defense response to virus. NCBI's taxonomy places the organism in Eukaryota, Metazoa, Chordata, Mammalia, Perissodactyla, Equidae. Bases 312 to 710 code for a protein of 132 amino acids. Gene Ontology annotation, cellular component: plasma membrane. The transcript has 2 exons.